Messenger RNA from Esox lucius (northern pike), 2789 nucleotides. Its product is annotated as intestinal mucin-like protein. NCBI's taxonomy places the organism in Eukaryota, Metazoa, Chordata, Actinopteri, Esociformes, Esocidae. The coding region runs from base 271 to 2523 and encodes 750 amino acids. Gene Ontology annotation, molecular function: protein binding. The record is from RefSeq and is a predicted model, not a curated record. Gene Ontology annotation, cellular component: extracellular matrix. The transcript has 17 exons.
UUAAGACAACAGAAAAAAACGUCAACCACCAAGACAACUGGAAAACCAACAUCUGCAAAACCCACAACUGUACAGCCCACAACCUUGAAGACAACUGAAAAACCAACAACUGUAAAACCCUCAACCAUUAAGACAACAGAAAAAACGUCAACCACCAAGACAACUGGAAAACCAACAUCUGCAAAACCCACAACUGUACAGCCCACAACCUUGAAGACAACUGAAAAACCAGCAACUGUACUACCCUCAACCACUAAGACAACAAAAAAAAUGUCAACCACCAAGACAACUGAAAAACCAACAACAAAAUCCACUACUAUAUGUUCUUGCAAAUAUCAAAACAAAUCUUUCCUCCCUGGUUCCUUAGUAUAUAAUGAGACUGAUUAUGAAGGCUGGUGUUUUACUGCUUACUGUACCUCAACAUGUAUCCUUAAUAAGAUACUUAGUCCAUGCCCUUCAACCCAACCACCUCCAAGGCACAAUGACUGCAACAAUGUUGAACCACCAAGAAAGGAUGGUGAGUCUUGGAAGUCAUGCAACUGUACAACUAAUUUGUGCCUCAAUGGUACAGUUAGAACAACAUUUGUAACCUGUAAGCAUGUGAAAAUGCCUGUGUGUGAAAAUGGAUACAAACCAGCGAAGGUUUACGACCAAAAUGGCUGCUGCUAUCACUAUGAAUGUGAAUGUAUUUGCUCUGGAUGGGGACAUCCUCAUUUUGUCACAUUUGAUGGGGAAUAUUACAGUUUCCAAAGAAAUUGCACCUAUGUUUUGGUUAAAGAAGUAGUUCCUCGAUAUAACUUCAGGGUUGUAAUUGACAACUACAACUGCGACCCAUCUAGACAUGUGACCUGCCGUCGGUCUCUGUUUGUCUACUAUAAAUCCUAUAAAAUCAUUCUUACGCCUAUCAAUGCAGAAACAAAACAUUUGGUCACCAUCAAUGGUAAGCAGAUCUUCCCCACUUAUUCUAAUGAAGACCUCAUGAUCACCAGCACUGGUGUCCAGUUACUGUUGAAGAUCCCAGCCAUUCAAGCAAAAGUGAUGUUCAGGAGUAUUCAGUUCAGCGUUUCCCUGCCUUACUCCCUUUUCCAAAACAACACAGAGGGACAGUGUGGUACCUGUGACAGUAAUAGGAAAAAUGAUUGCAGAUCACCGAAUGGUCAGAUCAAGCCAUGUCCGGAAAUGGCUCAUGAGUGGCAAAUCACUGAUGAGAAAAAACCUUAUUGUAAAGCUCUUCCCCCCAAACCCACACCUCAACCUACACCACAGUCUACACCUCAACCUACACCAGUCUGCCUGCCUGGAAAAAAAGCACUGUGUCACAUCAUACUUAGCUCGGUCUUCAAAAAAUGCCAUAAAGUGAUCCCACCAGAACCUUUCUUCAAGGCCUGUGCAUACGAUUCCUGCCACAUGACAAAUAAGUUGAUUGGCUGCUCCAGCCUGGAGGCCUACGCCCAGAAAUGUGCAACUCAUCAAAUCUGUAUCGACUGGAGGGACUCAACCAAAGGAAAAUGUGAAAUUAAAUGUCCUGCGACAAAAGUGUAUAAGGCAUGUGGCCCGACUAUCCAGAAAACAUGCAAUUCGAGAUACAAUGAAAAGUACGUACGACCUUGCGAGGAAUUGAGAAAAAGCCAUAACUUUGUGUGUGAUGAAGUCAGGGAGGGCUGUUUCUGCCCUAAGGGAACCAUCUUGUUCAACACAUACUCUGACACCUGUGUUUCAACCUGUGGAUGCACAGGCCCUAACGGCAAACCCAAACAGCCUGGCGAUUCUUGGUGGAGUGACUGCCAGCACUGUGAAUGUAGCGCUGACACAAUGAGUGUCCAUUGUAGGCCAGUGGUAUGUCCAAAACAACAAGUUGUUACUUGUAAGGAGGUCGGUGAGGUGCUGGUCAAGGAAACAGUGGACUGCUGUCAGAAAAACAAAUGUGUAUGUGAUGUGAGUCGCUGCCCAGGACCACCCCUCUGCCCACUAGGAACUGAGUUAAAAACUUCAAAGGGAAGGUGCUGCCUGACUUACACAUGCGGUCCCAAAGAUGUGUGUGUCUACAAUAAUACGGAAUAUAAGCCUGGGCAAGUUUGGUCACACCCUGUUGAUCAUUGUGUGAAGUAUCAAUGUACAAAUAAAAACAAUCGGUUCAUCCCGGUGGAUUACAAAAUACGAUGCCCAGAUUUCCGACCCGAGGACUGCAUCCCUGGAACUCAGAUGACUAGCGCAAAUGGCUGUUGCAUAACCUGCAUUACAAGCAACUGUGCAGUGAAGAAGAGCACCACCUACCUCCAGGUUCAUGACUGCAGGUCUGUUGUACCAGUGGAGCUGGCAGCCUGUGGGGGAGCCUGUGGAACAUCUUCUAUGUACUCUGCAGUGAAAAUGGGCUUGAUGCACUCCUGCUCCUGCUGUCAGGAGUUGUCGACCAGUGUGAGGCAGGUGGAUAUGGUCUGCUCUAAGGGAAGAAAGACCACUAAGUCCUAUAUUUACAUUAAUAAGUGUGGCUGCAAUGUCACCAAGUGUGACGACAAGCACUAAUGUAUUCUGUUCAAUUUACAGUCUUUUAAAAUGAAUGUAAAAAAAACUUUUUAUGUAAAGGGACAGUCUGUGAUUCAAACACAACAGGGAUAUUCAAUUUGAAUAAAUUGUGAUACCAGUCACAGAUCCUUUUAACUGUUGGACAUAUUAAACACUUUCAUCUAAAGGAUUUGUCUAAACAUAUUAAACUACUUUAACUUCCAUCUCUACAUUAUUAUAAAAUGAAAAAAUCUGUAUUUCUAUGCAAACUUAUUAAACCUAUUCAA